CAGAAUUCUUUCUUCCGCAGUCUAUGCGUAGGGCAUGUCGACUAGCAAAGAAAAACUAGUUUUGCACUGUCUUGUCCUUGCCUGUUAGCUAGUUUCACUAAAUGUGUAAGGCGAGUUGUGGAGCGCCACGAACACAUGUAGACGGCCCCGGAAAUGAAAGGUGUGUGUCCCUGUCAUAAGUAGCUGUGAUGGAUGGAGAAGCCCCAAGGGCGGCUGUGUCCUGGGAGAAUGGUUUACUGGUUCCUGUGGACCACCUCCGCUGCGAGAGGGCGGACAGCCCCACACCAGGUCUGGUUGAGGGAACUGAACCAGGUGCUGGUCAGAAGAGUGCCAUGUUUGUCCGUGCACAGUCUUUUGAAGAUCUGACCGCGGAGACUGAGGAAUUAAUUCAGAGGGAGGCUCAACUGGAGAAACCCAUCGAGUCUGCAGAGGAGCUUGAAGGGCUGGUGGGAGAGAAAGGCAUAGAGGAGCAGCACAACAACGAAGGUCCAUCUGAAAGCAGGACUAAGGAGGAAGAUGUUUCAAGUGAGGCAUGGAGAAGCCACAGAAAACAUGUGUUUGUGCUGAGCGAGGCAGGAAAGCCAAUCUACUCCCGCUACGGCACAGAGGAGGCUCUGUCCAGCACCAUGGGAGUGAUGAUGGCCCUCGUGUCGUUCGUUGAAGCAGAGAAGAACAUCAUUCGCUCCAUCCAUGCAGAUGGCUGCAAAGUGGUUUUCCUCGCCAGGAGUCCUCUGGUCCUGGUGGGCGUGUCCCGAACCUGUCAGUCGGACAAGGAGUUGCUGCGGGAGUUACAGUACAUCUACUACCAGAUCGUCAGCCUGCUCACCCUCACCCAGCUCAACCACAUCUUCCAGCACAAGCAGAACUACGACCUGCGCCGCCUGCUGGCUGGCUCAGAGUAUCUCACUGACAACCUACUGCAACGGCUAGACCGAGACCCUGGUCUGCUGCUUAGCGCUGUCACCUGCCUGCCUCUGCCCAGCUCCACCAGGGACGUGGUGUCAUCGAGCCUACAGGCUGCUAAAGCCAAAAACCUGGUGUUCUCCAUCCUGCUGGCAGGGGAUCGCUUGGUCACUCUGGUGAGGAAGAAGGAUCAAUUCCUGCAUCACAUAGACUUGAACCUGGUCUUCAACCUCGUAGGCUCCUCAUCAUCUUUCCGGGAGGGUGAAGGCUGGACACCCAUCUGUCUGCCAAAGUUCAACACUGCAGGAUUUUUCCAUGCUCACAUUUCAUAUCUGGAGCCAGCUUCUGAUCUCUGCCUCAUACUGGUAUCAACUGAUCGUGAGGACUUUUUUAACAUGUCCGACUGCAAGCAGCGAUUUCUGGAGAGGUUAAACAAGCGCAGUGCCUACCAGUCCCUGAAGGAGGCGCUCAAAUGUCCCAGCUACUGUGUGGAGCAGGUCGGCAUCCCAGAGCUGAGGCACUUUCUGUACAAAUCAAAGAGCUCAGGGCUGUACACCAGCCCAGCGUAUCCUGCAGUUUACCAGACUGAUGAGGAGCAGGAAAGGCUGAUGGGAUUGUACCAGGACCUUCACAGCCGCUUGCAUCAUCCAACCAGACCUCUCCGCUCCUUAUAUCGCUGUACUGAAAGUGAAAACCUGAUGGCAUGGGUGACAAGUGGCUUCGAGCUCUACCUCUGCUUUAGUCCUCUCGGGACCAAGGCCUUAGCCGUCUCUGCGGUCACUAAGUUGCUAAAGUGGAUCAGGAAGGAGGAGGAUCGCCUCUUCAUCCUAAGUCCUCUCACAUACUGAGUCUUGGCUCAUGAAGCUUGUGUUAACAACAUCACUAAAUAAUGCACUAGUCAGUUCAGUGUUGAGAAAGGUUGGUAAAGCUAAGCUUUAUUGUUGCCUGUAGGUUCAUAUAAUCUGACUUACAGGUCUAUGAUGAGAUGGGUCGUGCAGUCUGAGUGCGUUAAAGCUGUAUUUUAGCUGGCUAGCUUUUAUAACUUCAAAUGUAUGAGAACAACAGAUGGGAGUUGCGUCAUCAUUAUGGAUGACAGAACAACAUACUGUGAUGUUGGUAUGCUUUUAGAGUUGUUAUAGAUACAUAAUUAUUUUACUGUAACAGACCUGUUAUGCCUCUCAGAAUAAGAUAAAUGCUGCCUAUGUUUUUUAAAUGCUAUGCUUGGUUCUUAAAAAAAUAAAUUGAAGAACUGGAACCUAUUGAGGACCUGCAGAAGAAUGGUACCUUGUCAUAAGACAUACCGUCAAAAAAAUGGAUGCAGCACAUUCCUGCGUUCUCUUGACAGAAUGACCAAUUACUGUAUGAACCAUGAUCAUUUUACCUUCAUGCACUUUUUUUUAAGCAAAAAGCACUCCAAGAGAAAUUGUGUUUAUAAAUCUGUAACCUGUUUACUGCUGUCAUUUUAUUGUGUAAGAUGUUAUAUUAAUAUAACUAAAUUUAUGUCCAAUAGUCAUUUUUCUGUUCAUUAGAAGUUUUUUAUAUUAACACCUAACAGUAAGUAUAAUAAGCACCACAAUUAAGAAAAGUAUUGUGUGAUAUUUUAUCUACUUUUGUCUAAUCAAGGUUUGCUGCAUUUCAUUGGAUCCUGCUUUGCUGAGGGAGCCCAAUGUUGCCACAUCUGCCUCUGCUAAUCAUGCCUUAAAAUCAUGCCUUAAAUCUUGUCUUUUUUUCCAAAGCCAAUAAAAAUUGUAAAAUUGUAAAAAUGUAGAUGCAGGUUUAGGGCUGCUUUGCAAUUGAACAACUAUUAUAUAUGAAUAAAUAAAUAAACAGUGAGUAAUAAAAAAGGCUGCUUAACAA
Messenger RNA from Notolabrus celidotus (New Zealand spotty), 2760 nucleotides. RefSeq names its product MON1 secretory trafficking family member A (gene mon1a). The coding region runs from base 189 to 1751 and encodes 520 amino acids. The record is from RefSeq and is a predicted model, not a curated record. Gene Ontology annotation, biological process: vesicle-mediated transport; protein targeting to vacuole. NCBI's taxonomy places the organism in Eukaryota, Metazoa, Chordata, Actinopteri, Labriformes, Labridae. The transcript has 6 exons.